Molecule: messenger RNA, 678 nt
Organism: Paramecium primaurelia
Lineage: Eukaryota; Ciliophora; Oligohymenophorea; Peniculida; Parameciidae
Source: the annotation of a GenBank genome assembly
AUGAAAUUAAUUGCUAUAUUAUUCAUCACCUUUGUAAUUACAUCAUGCAUAUACACACCUGCUGAACGUCAAUUUAAUCAAGAGGCAUUAACAGGAGCUUAUAAUUAUAAUAAUUUACCUGAACCAUAAAAUGUUUCUAAUUGUGGAGAUGAUGAAAUUUAGAUUGAUCUUUUUAAUUUUGUUGGUUAUAUGCUUUAAAAAGCUGAUAAAGCAAGUUUAUCUUAAUUAUUAGGAUUAAAAAAAGAAGUUGAUGACUAUUUUAAUGUAUUUGAGAUUAAAAAUUAUUUAGGCACUCCCAGAAGAAUAUACAAAUUGCUUAUAUGCUGAACCUGAAUUUGUGGAGAUGUGUACUUUAUAUGGAUUGAAAGAGACAGAUAAAAUGGAAUAAAUUACAGAUAAAAUCUAUUAAUAUGCNCCCAAACCCAAACCCCAAACCCCAACCCCUUUGAGGGGUGUUCAUGUUAUGAGUCCUUAAAUAUUACCCUCUUUAUUUUAUUCUGAUAUCCUUAGUUGUCAUGGUCAGCACUCGUUCCCAACUGAUGGAUCGAAGAAGGAAGCUCCUUGGAUGACCCCAAUUAUAACAUCAUCAGAAAUAAAAGUUAAAUUAAUUUUUAGAGUGUAUAUUGCAAACGAUUAUGGAAACCUAUCUAGGGAAUACCAAAAAAUUUUGAAACUUGA